CAAGUGUGCGCGGGCGACUAGGCUGCAGAGCAAGGCGCACUGGGCGCCGGUAGGCCCCGCCCUUAGGCCCGGCAGGCCCCACCCCUGUGGCGUGGCUGGGCACGGCCCGAGGCCGCCGCUGCCGCGCCAGCAGCCCUGUAGCGGCGACGACCAUGGACCGAGAACCCGUGAGCGGUGUCGAAGGAGGAGAAGCAGACGCAGCCUCGGGAACUGCGGCUGCCUCGGCGUUCAGGGACAAGGCACGGCAGAUGAGUAAUGAGAGAGGCUUUGAAAAUGUAGAACUGGGAGUUGUAGGAAAAAAGAAGAAAGUCCCAAGGAGAGUCAUCCACUUUGUUAGUGGUGAAACAAUGGAAGAAUACAGCACAGAUGAAGAUGAAGUUGACAGCCUAGAGAAGAAAGAUGUUUUGCCUACUGUUGAUCCGAGAAAACUUACCUGGGGCCCCUACUUAUGGUUUUACAUGCUUCGGGCUGCCACAUCAACCCUCUCAGUGUGUGACUUUCUUGGAGAGAAGAUUGCAUCUGUUUUGGGCAUCAGCACCCCAAAAUAUCAAUAUGCCAUUGAUGAGUAUUACCGGAUGAAGAAGGAGGAAGAAGAAGAAGAAGAGGAAAACAGGAUGUCUGAAGAAGCUGAAAGACGAUAUCAAGAACAACAGAAGCAGCUGCAAACUGAUUCCGUUGUUCAGAAAGAUCAGCCAGAAACAGUGGUUUCUGCUUCAUUUGUGAAUGUCAGUUUUGAAAUGGAGGGAGACUGUGAAGUAAUUACGGAAAGCAAACAAAACCCAGUCUCUGUCCCACCCUAGAAAUGAAAUGACUAUCAAACUUCAAAUCCUGGUGUUGUUUUUAUACCAUGACCUUUCACAUUCUCUAUUCGGUGGGACUUAAUAUAAUUAUAUUUUAAAUUAUUAAGUUAUCCAGAAUGGGAAAAUGUUUCUUUAUUCUUAGGCUCUAUCUAGCAAAAGCCAGAUCUGAAAUUUGGGUAUUUGUACUAUGCUUUUAGUGUGUCCAAUUAGUGAUUUUUUUGUUUUUAAAAAAAAGUUGAGGACACGCUAGGGCCCGUCAUCACUAACGAAGAGGUAAAAAAAAUUAUCAAGCUUGUGUUAACUUGUGUG
Molecule: messenger RNA, 1109 nt
Organism: Trichechus manatus latirostris (Florida manatee)
Lineage: Eukaryota; Metazoa; Chordata; Mammalia; Sirenia; Trichechidae
Gene: FAM177A1
Product: family with sequence similarity 177 member A1
Exons: 6
Coding region: 153-800 (215 amino acids)
Source: RefSeq, a predicted model, not a curated record